Molecule: messenger RNA, 1656 nt
Organism: Candidula unifasciata
Lineage: Eukaryota; Metazoa; Mollusca; Gastropoda; Stylommatophora; Geomitridae
Source: the annotation of a GenBank genome assembly
AUGUACAUGAGACAAACAUUUGAAAAGUUUUUCACUUGUCAAGCUCUGAACAUUGUCAAGAAUUUGUGGAAAACACCAUCAAGACAUUAUGCCUCAAAUACAGUUUUUUCAUUGUCGUCUGGUGCUGGAAAAUGUGGAGUAGCUGUAAUACGUGUGUCAGGGCCUAAAUCAAGAUUUUCACUGGAACAGUUAUGUGGAGGGGUUACAAAACCUCGUGUGGCUAGUCUUAAAAAAUUAACGAACCCUUUUUCCAAAGAAAUGUUGGAUAAAGCUAUAGUAUUAUGGUUUCCAGGGCCACAUAGCUUUACAGGAGAAGACUGUGCAGAGUUUCAUGUUCAUGGUGGUCCUGCUGUGGUUUCAUCAGUUCUGUCCGCACUCAGUUCUAUUGAUGGUUUCAGGCCAGCACAAGCAGGAGAAUUUACUAAACAGGCAUUUCUAAACGGCAAACUAGAUCUGACAGAGGUGGAAGGACUUGGAGAUUUAAUCCACGCUGAAACGGAAGCACAGAGAAAACAAGCUCUCAGGCAGAUGGAAGGUGACCUUGGUAGAAUAUAUACAAGUUGGAGACAACGAUUGAUAAAGUGCCUGGCAAACGCAGAAGCUUUUAUUGAUUUUCACGAAGAAGAGAAUAUUGAAGAUGAUGUUUUGGAAUCUGUAAAAUUAGACGUCAUGAAAAUUCAGAAAGAGAUAAUCGAUCAUUUAAAGGACAGCAGACGUGGUGAAAGGCUUCGAGACGGUCUGCGUGUGGUCAUAUUAGGAGAACCCAAUGUUGGAAAGAGCAGUCUUCUGAAUGCUAUAUGCCAAAGACCUGCAGCAAUUGUGUCCCCCAUUGCUGGUACAACAAGAGAUGUUGUGGAAACAGCCUUAAAUAUUGGAGGCUACCCUGUACUCCUGAGUGACACAGCUGGCUUGAGGGAGACAUCUGAUGUAGUUGAAAAGGAGGGAGUCUCAAGAGCUCUUCAGAGAGCAGAAAGUGCAGACCUAAAGAUAAUAUUGUUUGACUGGAUUUGUUGCUCCAGGGAACUUAGUAAUGUUCAUUCAUUAUUGGACUUUGCUGACUCAUACAUGCAGAAACUGGGGCUACUCAGAAAUCUCAAUGAAGGCAUAGACAUUGAUGAUUUUUCUGUGAGAAUACAUGGGACUCAGGCCCACACCAUCUCAAAUAAUGACAGUGCACAUUCUGUUAUUCUGGAGAAUUCUAGUGAAAUAUCACAGAGCACAUUGUCGGCGGAAGAAACACAAAAUGUACAGACAGUAGACUUGUCCAGUUUGUUGAUAGUGGUAAAUAAGUGCGACAUGGCAGAUCAUGCAACCCUCCCUGGCAACAUUUUGAACAGUGCUGGUCAUGUGUGUUGUAUCUCUUGUAAAACUGGCCAGGGAAUGGCUGCUUUUAUGGAGCUUCUUGUCAACAAGAUAAAAGUUUUGUGUGGAGAUCCUCUCUUGGGCAGUCCAAGUCUGACUCAGACACGCCACCGCCAUCACCUAAACAAAUGCCAGAAACAUUUGACUGACUUCACUCAUUAUGCUCAGUAUGAUGUUGUUUUAGCAGCCGAACGAUUACGGUUGGCCACCAGAGAACUUGGGCAGAUCACAGGAGCUGUCUCUGUAGAGGAUGUGCUUGAUGUCAUAUUUAGAGAUUUUUGCAUUGGCAAGUAG